AUGGAAGCAACCAUUAAAGAGUCGAUGAAACAAUGGGUGAACGUUAAAAAACGGGAUCAACUUAAGUUGAUCGACAAAUACGUGUUAAAAUUAGAGUGUGAUAUGGAGGAGAAAAAAUAUCGCAAAGGUUGCUGCAAUCGAGCAGAUAAUUCAGUACGACGAGGUUUCUAUUUAAUUUCAACUGUCAGAGAAAAUGAAGGCGACUUCACGAAAACUUUGAGCGAAGAUCGGCGCCGACUGUGGCUGGCAAAUAUCAACCGGAAAGAUGCGCCGACAAAAUACUCGAAAAUCUGCUCCGAUCAUUUCAUAAACGGCAAACUAUCUAGUAUGUAUGAAAGAUCCAAUCCUGAUUGGGCCCCAACCCUUCUUCUUGGAGAAGACCUGACACCAAGUAAAUCUUUGAAGAAAGAGAAGAAGAUAGAAACUAACAAAAAAGAUAUCAGAGGAAGUUGGAUAGGGAUGAGGUUCGAGAGGUUGUCGCUCUUGUUGAACGUCCUCUCCUGAAAUACAACAGUGCCCAUCAAUAAAAAAAAUGUAAAAAGAUAUUCAAUUGUACAAUGAAACACAUAUGUGUCAUGUCACGGCCCACAUGAGAAAAAGGACUUAAAUAUAAUUGUGACCAGUCUGGAUCCAGAUAACACAUGCUUUCAAAAAUGAUUUAAACUUUUUGUUUAACAUCUUGAGAAUUACUAACUUGAAUAGCGAACAGUCACGAUCCUGAUCAGACUGCGCUUUUUGGUGCAGGCUGACCUGGGUCUGAACUGAUCGCGAUUGCCUACGGUGCCUUUACCAGUGAGUCGGCUCAUAAUUAUAUAGUACCUGGUAUAUACAUAUACACAGUUAUGCGUUAGUUUUGGUAAGGCCAAAGCAGGGGUGUGUCGCUGCAGCCCCCGGAAACACAUCACUUUUUAAGAAAGAAAGUUACGUCCCUUAUCAGCCCAUUAUCAUAUGGGCAGCUAAAGUGCAAGUGUACCUUACGGUCUUUUAGUUAAGAUAAGCCUUGAUAAAGGUGUAUCACGCCACUCAUAAUUAGUAUAUUUACAUACCAUUAAUAUCACUGUCAAGACGCCUUUUCUUGAUUGACACAGAAGUUAAAUCGAUAUCCCGAACUUCAGCAUAGGGCACCUUGUCGACUGCUGAAGGCAUGGACCAGUAAGCCUUUUCCUGUUUCACAGUUCUGCGGGACAUGAGGCGAUGUAUAAACUCUAUGUGGAAAAGCAAGGCUCCGACAUGGCUACAAGUCUCCCCGAGACCAGCUUUGCAGUCGCAAUGUGCUGCCUCUACCAUACCGUCUUUAUUGGCGAUGACCCAGGGAUGAAGUGGUGUUGCGUUCAUCUGCUGGGGGUGUCGAACCUAAGUGAGAUUGAAAUAAAUGUAUAUAAUGAUAAUUCAUAACCUAUAAUAAUAUACAGAAACAAAACACCAGGAGGUAAACAGAAACUGAUCCCUAUAUAUAUUUCAUUGGUUUCUGUAUACCUUCACAAUAUGUACUCUGUAAGAAGUUGAAUUAAAAGAUACAGACGCAUUUAUUAAUGUAACAAACAAAUAACAAGUAAGAAUACAGAUUAGGUUUGAUAAGCUGUACCGUUACAGUUAUAAAUGUAUUGCGACAUACAUGGUAUUCGCAUGUGAGCCACUAGUGAAAUAUUGGUAUGCCUUGGCCAGGGACCGAUCCCACAACCUCGAUCCUGCAUAUGAAGCGGACACUACCACCGGGCCAUCAAGGCACUGGUAUGAUUUCCUGGACCCCCUUUAGCCAGAAUAUUAUCCCAUUUAAUUUCUUUUAUGUAAUGACUACAUAUGUGAUUGUCCAGGUUAAAACUAUUUACUUAAAUUUUGACAAAUUCAUAUUUAUAUUUGAUGCUAGAUCUAGAUAUAUUAUAGAUA
Messenger RNA from Dreissena polymorpha, 1887 nucleotides. RefSeq lists its product as uncharacterized. The record is from RefSeq and is a predicted model, not a curated record. NCBI's taxonomy places the organism in Eukaryota, Metazoa, Mollusca, Bivalvia, Myida, Dreissenidae. The transcript is spliced from 4 exons. The coding region runs from base 1 to 504 and encodes 167 amino acids.